Molecule: messenger RNA, 2373 nt
Organism: Hydatigera taeniaeformis
Lineage: Eukaryota; Metazoa; Platyhelminthes; Cestoda; Cyclophyllidea; Taeniidae
Source: the annotation of a GenBank genome assembly
AUGGCUGGUUAUCCCCCGUACGGUGUUCCUGCCAUGCACUACAUUUCGCAUCCCUAUUACGCUGCUGGUUAUGCUCCUCCCAUAGCGUCUGCAUCGGUAACACAGACACCGUGGAGUGAGCACACAUCUCAUGAUGGCAGAAAGUACUACUACAACAAUCUAACCAAAGUUACUACUUGGGAGAAACCUGAUGAACUAAAGUCUGCAUCAGAAAAGCUGUUAGCUAUUUGUCCAUGGAAGGAGUUCAAGUCGGAUUCGGGCAAGGUGUACUACUAUAACGCGGAAACUAAGGAGUCUGUGUGGACGAAGCCGCAAGAACUUAUUGAUGCAGAGCAGCGUGCUUUAGCAGCGUCAGCGAAACCAAACACACUGCCAGUUUUGUCAAAUACUGCAGUGUCUGGAACACCCAUUACUCCAUCUACUCCUGCUGAGGAGCUAAAACCCAGUGAACCCUCCGAACUGGAAAGAGCAAUGAAGGCUACUUUGGAAUCUUUUAGCAGUGAGACUUCGGAGUCGACUCAUAUUCCUCUUCCACCUUGUGAACAAAGUCCGAUAGAAGCGGUAAUCGUUCCUGAGUAUAAAACUCGAGGUGAAAUGGCAGAAGGGUUACGUCGACUUUUUCGCGAGAAGAAGGUCCCGGGCAAUGCUACGUGGGAACAAGCCCUGAAACUUAUAGGUGACGAUCCACGGUAUAGUGUUCUUAAAAAUUUUGUUGAAAAGAAGCAGAUAUUUAACGUCUACAAGUCGCAACGUCAAAAAGAGGAAAGGGAAGAACAACGGAUGCUUAUAAAGCAAGCGAAGGAAAACUUGGAGAAAUAUUUGCUUCAAACUAAGGAGAUUCACUCAACUAUGUCAUAUAGAAAGGUUGAUCAGGUUCUCUCAGAUGUGCCUGAGUGGACUAGUGUUCCAGAACAUGAUCGUCGCAUUUUGCUUUCCGACGCAAUGCAAGAGAUCGCUAAGCGCGAAAAAGAGGACUCCAAGGCUCUCAGAAAAAGGAAUAUAAAGGUUUUUAACGACAUUUUAAACAACAUGCCUAAUUUGUCGUACAGAACAACAUGGAGUGAGGCACAGCAAAUGCUGCUCGAUGAUUCCAGAUUUACUGAUGACAAGGAAUUGCAGAGUUUGGAUAAGGAGGACGCGCUAAUUCGAUUCGAAGAGCAUAUACGAAUGCUUGAAAGGGAACACGAUGAGGAGAAAGAACGCGAAAAGCGAAAGCAGAAGCGAGUUCAGAGAAAAAACCGCGAAGCCUUUACUGUUCUGCUUGAUGAACUGAAGGAACACCAAUUGUUGACGUCCAUUUCACUUUGGAAAGACCUUUUCUACAUUAUCAGGCGUGACGAACGUUUUCAUGCUAUGCUUGCUCAGCGGGGAUCUACACCUCUUGAUCUGUUCAAGUUUUACGUUGAAAAAUUGAGGUGCCGUUUACCUUCGGAUAAAAAGAUUAUGAAGGAAAUUCUCAAAGAAAAAAACUAUGUCAUCGAAGUUUCUUCGGAUUUUGAGGAUUUUAAAAAAAUGGUGGUGUCUGAUGAGAGGGGUAGACUUCUGGAUCUGGGCAACGUACGUAUCAUCUUCGACGGUCUGAUGGAGAAGGCACGCAAUCGAGAACGUGAGCGUCAGCGCGAGGAGGCGCGUCGCAUGCACAAACUCGAACAGGGUUUCUUUGAGAUGCUUAGGCAAGCCGAUCCUCCUGUGGAGACCACUACCACUUGGGAAGAAGUGUCUGAGCGAUUUUCCUCCCACGUCUCUUUUAAUGCAAUUACUCUUCAAUCCGAAAGGCUUCGUUUGUUCAAAGACUACCUGAUUCAGCACGAUGCAUUCAGUGGUCACGAAUCGAAGUCUGGCAAGUCUCAUAACUUCAGGUCGCGCUCCCAUGAGAUGAAAAAGGGAGACGGUGGAGGUGUCAGUGAAGAGGAGGAAGUGAGGAACGAGCAGCAAGAGGAAGGGGAUGAGCAUCACAAACUGGAGUCUGGAAAACGGUCAUCCCGGCGACACCGCAAGCAUAAGCACCAUCGCGAUUCGGAUUCAGGUUCGCGUAAAAAACAUAAGAAAUCAAAGAAAUCCAGGAGCAGUCGACAUGGUGGAGAUGGUGAAAAUGGCGGUCACAAGACCUCUAAACGUGGCGGCACAGGACUUCGUGGCAAACGUAGUGCUAGUGUCUCCGGUGGUGAUGAUGAUCGAGAAGAUAGCACUGGGGGUGAGAGGUCCCCAGCAAAGCGGGCUGUCUUGUCGAGAGACGAGAGGACAGUGGAAACUCCUGACGACGCAGCAAUAGUGCGCCGUCGCAGGCGUCAGGCGACUCGCGAGGAUGGAGAAGCAGACAGUUCGAGUGCUAGUAGCGAUGAGACGAGUGCGCGCGACGACCGUGCAUACUAA